ACACAAAAACGAAAGCUCCUUCCUUUCUUUCUCCCUUUCCCCCUUUCUUUCAUUCAGAAAGAAAUCACACAACCCCAGCCAAAAAGCCUACACCACCGCCGCAAGGAGUGGCAUACUGCUGCGUCCGUCGCACUCAAAGUUCGCCAUCCGUCCGUCUAUGUAGCUUCCCUCGUGACCCAAGUCUUCAACCCCUGUUCGCUGUCACCGAUCGCGGCUGCUUCCUCGAGCUCGGCGUCCGUCGUCUUUGUCUGCUUAGCCGCGCUUCCGUCGCCGUUUGUUUUCCGUUCACGUUCGCGUCUUCGUUCAGCUGUCGUCUUCGUUCGCGUUCUUCGCCGUUCACGUUCGCUCGGCGUUCACUCGCCGUUCACCGUUCGAGUUCGCAUUCGUGUUCGUCUGGAAGCCACGUUGCUCUGCUUCAAACACUGCGACCAACCCGCGCGUUCCACCUAGCCGUCGAACUGCUCUCUUUUGUCGCCGCCAACCUUGCUCUUGACACAACCAACGGUGGAGCCACGAUUAAGGGAAGGGGUAUAUCCAAACCAAAAACCAAAACCAUAAUCCUCUUUAAGUUCCAACGUUAAUGUCAUCCAUAAACAUGAACAUACCGCUGUUGCACCCCAAAACCAGCACACCUCAUCAUUCACAGUUGCUCCUCACACAAAUCAGGACAUGCCAAAGCAUGCAAGAAUUGAAGCAAGUGCAUGCCUUUCUCAUCAAAACAGCACAAAACCAUGAACCUGUUGUGGCAACAGAGCUUCUCAGGCACUCUGCAACCUCUGAUUUUCGUGAUAUUGACUAUGCCCUCUUGUUGUUCGAUGAAAUGCCUGAACCAGAUUGCUUUGCCUGGAACACGUUGAUAAGAGCACUUGCUGAAACCCAUGAUAGGCCACUGCAUGCCUUGCUGUUUUUCUGCAAUAUGGUGUCUGAUGGGAUGGUGGAACCCAACAGGUUCACCUUCCCUUCUGUGUUGAAGGCUUGUUCAGUGUUGACCAGGUUGGAGGAAGGGAAGCAGGUUCAUGGUUUGGUUGUGAAGUUUGGAUUUUCUGGUGAUGAGUUUGUGGUUAGCAAUCUGCUAAGGAUGUAUGUGAUGUGCGGGAAUAUGGAGGAUUCCCAUGUUUUGUUUCGCAGGAGUGUUGAUGGUGUUGAUUAUAUGAACAAAGUGAUGAGGGAUAAGAGGAGGGAGGAGGGUAUUGUGGUUCUGUGCAAUGUGAUGGUUGAUGGGUAUGUGAGAGUUGGGAACCUUACGGCUGCUAGGGAGUUGUUUGACAAGAUGCAUAAAAGGAGUGUGGUUUCUUGGAAUGCAAUGAUUUCUGGCUAUGCACAAAAUGGGUAUUUUUUGGAGGCCAUAGAGUUGUUUCAUAGGAUGCAGAUGGAGGAUUUGCUCCCGAACCGGGUGACUUUGGUCAGCGUGUUGCCUGCAAUUUCACGGCUCGGGGCCAUUGAACUGGGGAAAUGGGUGCAUUUGUAUGCAGAGAGGAACAAGAUUAAGAUUGAUGACGCUCUUGGCUCUGCAUUAGUUGAUAUGUAUGCAAAGUGUGGGAGCAUUGGGAAGGCUGUUCAGGUCUUUGAGAGUCUGCCUAAGAGUAAUGUGAUAACAUGGAAUGCUAUACUCGGUGGUCUAGCCAUGCAUGGUAAAGCCAAGGACGUGUUUGAUUUUUUUGUGAGGAUGGAAAGAAGUGGCAUAUCCCCUAGUGAUGUAACAUACAUAGCCAUCUUGAGUGCUUGUAGCCAUGCAGGGUUAGUAGACAAGGGUAGAUCAUAUUUCAAUCGUAUGGUUAAUGUGGGGUUUGUGCCUCGGAUAGAGCACUAUGGAUGCAUGGUUGAUCUCUUGGGACGUGCUGGAUAUCUAGAAGAAGCCAAAGAACUUAUAUUGAACAUGCCAAUAAAAUCAGAUGAUGUCAUAUAGGCUUUGCUUGGUGCUUGUAAGCUACAUAAGAAUGUUGAAAUUGGAAGGCGUGCAGCAGAGGUUUUAAUGCAACUGGCUCCACACGAUAGUGGGGCAUAUGUGGCUAUCUCGAACAUAUAUGCCUCAUCUGGUGAUUGGGAUGCAGUUGCAGAGGUGAGGUUGAUGAUGAAAGACUUGGACAUAAGGAAAGACCCUGGAUGCAGUUGGAUCGAGAUUGAUGGUGUUAUUCAUGAGUUUCUUGUUGAAGAUGAUUCCCAUCCUAGUGCCAAAGAAAUACACUCAAUGUUGGAGGAAAUUUCGAACAAAUUAAAUUUUGAAGGUUAUAGGCCAGAUACCACACAAGUCUUGCUUAAGAUGGAUGAGACACAUAAAGAAAGUGUGCUGCAUUACCACAGUGAGAAGAUUGCAGUUGCCUUUGGCUUAAUUAGUACAACACCAAAGACCCCACUUCAGAUUGUGAAAAACUUGCGAAUUUGUGAAGAUUGUCAUUCCUCCAUGAAAUUAAUAUCAAAGAUUUACAAUCGCAAGAUAACUAUCAGGGACAGGAAGCGGUUUCACCAUUUUGAGCAUGGUUCAUGUUCUUGUAUGGACUACUGGUAGUUGGUCAUUCUAUGGUGACUGCAACUAUAGGUUUUCAAUUGUCCUAACUGUUACUAACCUCCUUUGAGUGUCUUUGAAAAGCAAAGCCUCUGUACUGGUGAGUAUAGUUGCUAGAAUUUGUACAUCAAAAGAUCCUUUUUAUUGUCCAUAAAUUAGAUGCCUUUUGCACAUAACUUGCUCAGACUGAUGUAAUCACAAAUAUAUAAACCUCCCAAGUACUAUAGUUACUUUUUGUUUUUCAAAAUUUAGUUGGCAUUUAUGGUAUAAAAUUCUUCUUAAGUUACAUGUAAACAAAUGAUCAUGACGGUCAUGUGAAUGUGCCUUAAAAGUGACUUUGAGAGAACUUUUGUCAUAACUGAGCUGUUUUCAAGUACAUUCUUGUGCAGAGAUUAAUAAUUUUGGAGGAGAGGUUUUCCAAUCAGCAUCGAAGGUAAUUUCCUUAGAACCACUUUUGAGAGGGGAACACACCUCAAGGUUCUAAUCCAAGCUACAGCUCUACCAUUUUUGUCACACCGGUAGUCUGUAGCUCCAAUCACUGCUCAUGCAUAAUGUUCCUUAUUCAUAAAACACUGAAACAAACACCUUCCCUUGAUGAAAUGGCAAACCAUCUUACUCACUCCAUUACUUAAACUAUUUCAUCCAUAAGAUAAAUCCUAAUACCUUGGUAUUAUGGGUAAGAGCAAGUAUCGUCUUUAUUCUUAUUAGUUUCCAAGAUAAAUCCUAGUUCAAAAUUCAAUCUAAAAAACCAUGACUCCAAUGCAUUUGAUUUACAGCUGCUUGCACAACCGUUAUCAUGGCUCACUUCAACCAAGUUCAAUUGGCUGCUGGAGAUUCCAUUGCCAUUUUCUCUUCAUUGAAUAUAAGAGCCGCUAUUUUUUUUUCCUAUAAUCUGGAAGGUGUUGCCUUGCUCCAAAAAUGCUGGUUUUAAAACUGAACAUGAUAUUCUUUUAUAUAUUUAUUAUUAGAAUGUAAUUUUAAUGACCUGUCAGUGUAAAACAGUUUUAGACGUACAUUCAACUACGUAAUGCUACGUCAGCAAAAUAACUACCUUUUACAUUGACCGCGUGAAUGGUUAUCCAAAUUAUAUCAUAUAAUGUAUUUAAAACAAAAAGCAAGUAAAAGCUCAUUACUCAGGUAAUAUGGACAAAGGUUAGGAAUUGCAUCAUGUGGUAUGUUGUGAACAUUCUAACAUAUACACAAAAUAUUAGUCAUAAAUAAGUUACCCGUAUAGAAUACAUAUUUGAAACAUAAAAUAUAUAUUGGAAAUGUAUAAAACAACACAUGUAAAUAUAUACAAAUACACGGUAAUUGAUUUUUGUUGUGUACAAAGCAUUUUUUAAUCUCUUUAAUACUUCUUCUUUGGAAAGAUUUUUGUUCUUCAGCCAGUGUCACCUUUUUUGUUCAAUUACAGCAGAUCAUAUUUAAUUUUAGCCAAUUAUAUAAUGAUCUAGUACAUUUUCUUUCAGAUUGAUCCCAUUGAUUGGCCACUAAAUUGAAUUUUUUUAUCUUUCUUUUUAGAAUGGCAUGGUAAAGACUAAAGACACACACAUUUGAUAUUAUAAAAGCGAUUUUGUUAUUUAUCAAAAUAUUUUCUGAUAAAUUAGUGCUAGAUCUGGGAGAGAGCUUUAUUUUUGUUACUUGGGAUCAGAGACUCAGGGUAGCUAAUAUGAGAAGACUACAUGAGGAGGAAAAGGGAACAAAUUAUG
Messenger RNA from Arachis ipaensis, 4212 nucleotides. Lineage: Eukaryota; Viridiplantae; Streptophyta; Magnoliopsida; Fabales; Fabaceae. The record is from RefSeq and is a predicted model, not a curated record.